AUGGAUGCUAAGAAUAAGAAUACUCUUGAUCCAAAAUUUAUUUGUUCUAUUUGUUCAUUCAUUUUAUGUGAUCCAGUUCAAUUUAAUACAUGUGGACAUCGAUUAUGUCAAACUUGCUUCGCUACUCUUAAUCAAGCUCUAAUUAAAUGUCCUCAAUGUCACACAGAAACACCACGAGAUCAAAUAAUGUUUGAUCGAGGUUUCAAAAAUGAUAUGCAAUCUUUACCUAUCAUAUGUUCACAUUGUAAUUGGACCGAUAUCUUAAAAAAUUAUCAAGAACAUCUUGAUCAAUGUCAUCGAAAUCCAAAAUGUAAUUAUUGUGAUGAACAAUUCAUUUCAGUUAAUCAACUUAAUCAACAUAAAACAUUUCAAUGUCGAAAAAUUACUGUUGAAUGUUUAUUAAAACAUUUUGGUUGCUAUCAACAGAUACUUCGUUGUGAAUUAACAAAUCAUUAUCAAAGUAAACAACAUCAAGAUUCAAUAGUAAAUGUUAUUCAACAAAUGAAAUUACAGUUAAGAGAUGCUCAAAUAACAUCUAGUCAAAAGGAUACUGAUAGUCCUAGAACAACUACAAUGAUAGACGAUGAUUUUGCUGUAAAUCAAUUGGAAGAGCUUCAUGAAACUAUUAGUAUCUUAGCAAAUGGUUUUGAAACAUUGAAUGGAGAUGUAGAACGUCUAAAUACUGAAUCAGUUGAACAUGAAAAUAAUUUACAGCGUUUAACAGAAAAUGCUUCAACAGUGAAACUAGCUAUUGAAGAAGAACAUGUUUUUUCCGAAGCAACUACACGAAAUCUGGAAAUUCUGAAUCAAGAUUUAAUGUCAUUCCAAGAGAAGAUUGAUGAUAUUCAAUAUGUAUCUUAUGAUGGGAUAUUUGUAUGGAAAAUUACAAAAAUUCAAGAGAAAUUCGCUGAUGCACAAUCAGAACGACAAACAUCAAUUUAUUCACCUCCAUUCUAUUCGUCACCGACUGGCUACAAAAUGCGAGCCCGACUUUAUCUGAAUGGUGACGGCAAUGCUCGACGUACACAUAUGUCAUUGUUUUUUGUUUUAAUGCGUGGACGAAAUGAUGCAAUGUUAAAAUUUCCCUUCAAUUAUAAAGUUACAUUUUGUUUGUAUGAUCAAACUCCUCGACAACAACAUAUUAUCGAUUCUUUUCGACCAGAUACUCGAUCGAAUAGUUUUCAAAGACCACGAUCAGAAAUGAAUAUUGCUAGUGGUAUACCUAAAUUCUUUCCAUUGGCAAUGAUUCAACAAGAAGGUAAUCCAUAUGUUCGAGAUGAUACAAUGUUUAUUAAAGUAAUGAUUGAUUUUGGUGACAUACCGAAACCGUUGUUACCAUAUGCAUUGAGUCUCAAUCCUGGAUUACCAACAAAUGUUCAACAAUUAAUGAUCAAGCAAGAAAUAAAAAGAAGAGCUCAAUCGUGA
Molecule: messenger RNA, 1425 nt
Organism: Rotaria sp. Silwood2
Lineage: Eukaryota; Metazoa; Rotifera; Eurotatoria; Philodinida; Philodinidae
Source: the annotation of a GenBank genome assembly